ACCGUACAGCCUCGGAGAGACCAGCAGUGAUGACAGGACCAGACUCCAAAUAACUGAUAUAACGUGGCAGACUCGUUUAGGUUCACACUGUGGGAAGAUCGGCGCGCGCGUAUGAGAUCGUGAACAUGCAACAGAAGCCCUUGCGGUGUCGUGGAAUGAUUUAUUUAACAACUCCUGUUUGCCUUAUAUAUGCUAUUUCUAUUAUUCUCCAACUUGUCACUCUUGAAUGAAGGACACAAUUUUUUUUUAGCUACCAUCUGUUCUCUUUUUAAACUUGAAAUCCAGACUGGGUGACGGUCAUCAAUAUGCAUGAGUCAUUAAGCUCCGGGCUUCCCCGGUUUCUCUUUUAUUGAUCGGCGUCUGAGCUGCUCUGAUAACAGCCAAAUGACAAGAUGAGAAAACUCGGGUACCAUGUCUUAUCCACGCAGACUGGAGAGUAAUUGUCGCGUAUUAUGGAGACAGUGACGGACAGGUUGAUCGUGAUGGAUGUGAGGUGUCGGUUCGUCUUCACGGUCUGCGCGCUUCUGCUCAUGAUCGCGCGCACUGACGGCUCUCCGUUCACCGACUGUGUUCAGAGCAAAGGGAAAGCUGGCUUUUACGAGGGGUCCAUUGACGCAACCGAAUCAGGCGUGAAGUGCAUGAACUGGAGCGAUGUGCCUGGUGUUACAGACCGGUAUCAAGGAAAAGGACUCGGAGAUCACACUUUCUGCCGAAAUCCGGACGGGAGAAUUCGGCCCUGGUGCUUCUUCACGAACAACAGAGGACGCAUUGACUGGGGCUACUGCGACUGCAAACAGGGCUCUUUGCGACUGCAGGGAGGCAGAUCUAAGCUGGAUGGUACAGUUGAAGUGUAUCUGAAUGGUGUGUGGGGAACCAUCUGCAGCAACGGCUGGGAUGACCGAGAUGCCGCUGUGGUGUGUCGACAGCUGGGACAGGGCUAUAGAGCACAUGCACGUGUGAGUCCUCUGUCACGUCUGGUGGUGUCUGUAGUUCACUGGCAGACUGUGGGCUGUGAAGGACAGGAAGACGAUUUACUGCAAUGCAAUCGCACCGUCUGGAACGGGGGAGAGUGUGAGAAUCGCCAGGCGGCUGCUGUUUCUUGCAUGCCAGUGGAGGCUUCAGUGUUUGUCCCAGUGCGUCUCUCUGGUGGUCCAUCUGCAUAUGAGGGCAGAGUAGAGGUGUAUCAUGCAGGACAGUGGGGCACAGUGUGUGAUGACCAAUGGGAUGAUAACGACGCUGAGGUUGUCUGCAGGCAGCUAGGCUUAGGUGGCAUUGCGAAGGCUUGGGUGGGAGCUUAUUUCGGCGCAGGCUCGGGGCGUGUGUUUUUGGAUGAGGUGAGCUGCACAGGAAAUGAGCUUUCGAUAGAGCAGUGUCCAAAAACUGCCUGGGGGGAGCAUAACUGUGACCACACAGAGGAUGCUGGAGUAUCCUGUGUACCACUAACAGAUGGUGCAGUGCGUCUGGUUGGAGGUGUGAAGGGUUAUGAAGGGAGACUGGAGGUCCAUUACAGAGGACAGUGGGGGACUGUGUGUGAUGAUGGCUGGACACAGAUCAACACACAGGUCGUCUGCAGGCAGCUGGGUUUCAGGUCAGGGGAGAGCGUGUCAGCAGGGCGGUUCGGGAAAGCGGCGGGUCCUGUUCUCUUGGAUGAUGUGCGCUGUACUGGAAAAGAGCCCACUGUCACACACUGCAGCCGAAGGGGUUGGUUUAAACACGACUGCACUCACAGACAAGAUGUAGCCAUUGUGUGCAGCCCCCAACGCUCCAGACAUGGAGUGCCUAACAGCGGCUGCUGUUUUUCUUGCAUGCCAGUGGAGGCUUCAGUGUUUGUCCCAGUGCGUCUCUCUGGUGGUCCAUCUGCAUAUGAGGGCAGAGUAGAGGUGUAUCAUGCAGGACAGUGGGGCACAGUGUGUGAUGACCAAUGGGAUGAUAACGACGCUGAGGUUGUCUGCAGGCAGCUAGGCUUAGGUGGCAUUGCGAAGGCUUGGGUGGGAGCUUAUUUCGGCGCAGGCUCGGGGCGUGUGUUUUUGGAUGAGGUGAGCUGCACAGGAAAUGAGCUUUCGAUAGAGCAGUGUCCAAAAACUGCCUGGGGGGAGCAUAACUGUGACCACACAGAGGAUGCUGGAGUAUCCUGUGUACCACUAACAGAUGGUGCAGUGCGUCUGGUUGGAGGUGUGAAGGGUUAUGAAGGGAGACUGGAGGUCCAUUACAGAGGACAGUGGGGGACUGUGUGUGAUGAUGGCUGGACACAGAUCAACACACAGGUCGUCUGCAGGCAGCUGGGUUUCAGGUCAGGGGAGAGCGUGUCAGCAGGGCGGUUCGGGAAAGCGGCGGGUCCUGUUCUCUUGGAUGAUGUGCGCUGUACUGGAAAAGAGCCCACUGUCACACACUGCAGCCGAAGGGGUUGGUUUAAACACGACUGCACUCACAGACAAGAUGUAGCCAUUGUGUGCAGCCCCCAACGCUCCAGACAUGGAGUGCCUAACAGUUUACCUGUGAGGCUGGUGGGCGGAGAAAAUGAAAGAGAGGGGCGUGUGGAGAUCAUGGUGGGUGGCCAGUGGGGGACAGUGUGCGAUGAUGGAUGGACGGAUCGGGACGCAGAAGUGGUGUGCAGACAGUUGGGUUACAGUGGGCUGGCUAAAGCUCGUGUAAUGGCAUAUUUUGGGGAAGGCGACGGUCCUAUCCACAUUGACAAUGUAAAGUGUACAGGCGGGGAACAUUCCCUGACUGACUGCAUCAAACAGCCAUUCGGGAUGCACAACUGUCGCCAUAGUGAAGAUGCCGGUGUUAUUUGUAACUAUGGGUUACAGCAGGAUUCUCCUGGGGUCAAAGAGGCAGUUGGCUCCAUGUGUGGUCUAAGACCCUCUCACACACGUCAGAAGAGAAUUAUAGGAGGAGAAAACUCUCUACGUGGUGGCUGGCCGUGGCAGGCAGCUGUGCGUUUACGGGGCUCUCAGGCAGAUGGACGCUUGGUAUGUGGAGCCACUUUGAUCAGCAGCUGCUGGAUCCUCACCUCAGCUCACUGCUUCAAGAGGUAUGGGAACAGCACUGGACUGUAUAAAGUUCGUGUUGGUGACUAUCACUCUCUGGUCCCUGAGGAGUAUGAGGAAGAGUACGCUGUAGAGAAGAUCGUCCUUCACCCACGCUACCAUUCAGACAGCAGCGACUAUGACCUGGCACUUCUGCGUGUGUCUGGACACAGAGCUCACAGGGGUGUCACAGGCCAAUGCGUCACACUGAGCAGAUCCGUGCUGCCCGCCUGUCUGCCAGUGCGGAGAGAGAAAGUGCCAAAGGGCACCGCCAACUGUUACAUCACAGGCUGGGGAGAUACAGGUCGUGCAUAUUCCAAAACUCUCCAGCAGGCCUCCAUUUCUGUGUUGAGCAAGCGUCAGUGUGAGCAGCGCUACUCGGAGCAGUUCACCAAUCGCAUGCUGUGCGCCGGCUCGUCCCAUGAUGCCCAGCGUGUGGACUCCUGCCGCGGUGAUAGCGGUGGUCCGCUGGUGUGCGAGAGGCCGAGCGGGAGCUGGGUUGUUUAUGGGGUCACAUCAUGGGGUCAUGCGUGUCGCCUGCAGGAAGCACCCGGGGUUUACACCAAAGUCUCCGCCUUCGUGCCCUGGAUUAAGAAGGUCAUUGGCCAGUAGAAAAUGAUGGUGAACAAAAUAGUAUUCUGACUUUGUGGGCUAAAAGAUGAAGCACAUUUUAGAUUAUAUUUUAAAAAUUAAUUUCUUAAGACAAGCUGAAAUUAACUUCCGAACAAGUCUUAAAUGCCAGAGAGAAAGGCUAUGUUUUGCUUUAAAGGGGCUAUAUGUACAAAUUUUCAUGUCUUUUAUUGCCAUUGUGAGGUUGUCUAUGAAAGCCUGUAGACAGAUAGUUAUGUGAAGGACUGUAAAAACAGUAGUUGUACUGAAUAUUAUUUAUGCUAUCUAUUAAAUUACCCAAUACAUUUUAUUUUUUAAAGCUCACCCCCAACCCUGAACCCAACCAUCACAAUAACAGUACUGUAAAAAUAUAAAUUAUUGUUAUACAGUGUCUAAAAUGCUGCUACUGUUUAUUGAUGUGCAUAUCACACUUCUAGCCGGCCAUGUAUCCGAUCCAGACUUUACCGCAUACCUCGGUUGUAACCAGUGGUUAUUUGAGUUACUAUUAGCUCGAAUCAGUCUGGCAAUUCUCCUCUGACCUCUGGCAUCAACAAGGCAUUUGCGCCACAGAACUAGUAACAAUAAUUACAAACUUUAAUAGAAUUCUUAAACUAAAAGUGAACUGAAAUACUGUAAUAUAUUGUAUUGUAUUUGGGGGUGCUUUGUAACUUUCAUUCUCCUGAUUAUCUUGUGUGCAGUAGGAGCUAACAGUGGUUUCUGAAGUCUACAUAUAGCCCAUUUAAGUGUGGAGUGAUGAAGGGACGCUCUAAAACCAGAAAAAAUAUGCGGCAUUUCUUCUUUCUUUCUGCCAACACAACAAACAUUCCAGAUAUGCGAGUCCCAUCUCACUCUCAAUACACUACAAUUAUAUAGUAUAAAUACAGCACUACAACAUACAAGAGAGAGAGAGAGAGAGAUCGACUUAGAAUAUCACUUACCAUUAUAAUAAUGAUUUGUUCAGCUGUAGUUAGAAAUUACGCUGUUUUAAUCUUCUAAGUGCUUAUUAUGCAGUCUCCGUCGCCAUCUUGUGGAUAAACAACGUCAACCGUCUUUGGUCUGUUCAAUGACAGGCUAAUGGUCGCCAAACUGUAUAGUUGCAAUCUAAACAACUACUUUCUCGACAAAAAAGCCUCAAAAGUACAUUAUGUUGCCCACAGCAGCAAUAUUUGUCAAACUGUAGAGCGUCCUCAGCAUUGUUCUGUAUGCUUGUUGCUGUGUGUGGGCGGAGUAAUACAGAAGGGUGAAGAGGCUGGUCGAGUGCUGUUACUGGCAAAGCACGACAAGCAUCAGCCAA
Danio aesculapii is the source of this 4932-nucleotide messenger RNA. It is a transcript of the gene prss12, whose product is annotated as serine protease 12. Gene Ontology annotation, biological process: proteolysis. The transcript is spliced from 18 exons. The record is from RefSeq and is a predicted model, not a curated record. Gene Ontology annotation, molecular function: serine-type endopeptidase activity. Bases 453 to 3641 code for a protein of 1062 amino acids. NCBI's taxonomy places the organism in Eukaryota, Metazoa, Chordata, Actinopteri, Cypriniformes, Danionidae. Gene Ontology annotation, cellular component: membrane.